CUUGCCUCUUGUGCACCGCGCCGUUCAGCUCUUCUCUCCUCACGGGUUUGCUGCUGGGGACCUGUCACCAUGGCUCGCCAGUCCUGCGGUCUCGGCAAGGGUUUCAGCUCCAGCUCAGCUUGCUUUGGAGGGAGGAGCAAGGUCACGUUCAGCUCUGUGUCCCGUGGAGGGGGCGGGGGACCUGGCACCGCGGGGGGCUUCAGCAGCAGGAGCCUCUAUUGCUUGGGAGGGAGCAAAAGGACCUCCCUGGGAGGAUUUGGCGGAGGGGGUGGUGUCUGCAGAGGUUUCGGGGUUGGUGGCCAAGGAGGCUUUGGCUACGGCUAUGGUGCUGGGGCAGGAUUUGGUGGUGGCUGUGGCGGCGGGGCAGGCAGCAGCUUCGGUGGAGGUUUUGGCGGUUUUGGUGGCUUUGGUGGAGGAUUUGAUAGUGGGGUGGGAGGUCAAGGCUUUCCCCCUUGCCCGCCGGGCGGCAUCAGGGAAGUGACCGUCAACCAGAGCCUGCUGUCCCCCCUCAACCUGGAAAUCGACCCGGAGAUCCAGAAGGUGCGAACGCAAGAGCGGGAGGAGAUGAAGAAGCUCAACAACAAAUUUGCUUCCUUCAUUGACAAGGUCCGGUUCCUAGAGCAGCAGAACCGAGUCCUGGAGACCAAGUGGAAACUCCUGCAGGAACAGGGCGGCGUGGGGCCGGGUGGCAGGAACCUCGACCCCUUUUUUGAAACCUACAUCAGCGGGCUGAGGAAGCAGCUGGACGGCCUCUCAAGUGAGAAGCAUCAGCUGGAGUCAGAGCUGAAGAGCUUCCAAGAUAUGGUGGAAGACUUCAAGACAAAGUACGAAGAGGAAAUAAACAAAAGGACAGCUGCGGAGAAUGAUUUUGUGCUCCUAAAAAAGGACGUGGAUGCAGCCUAUAUGACCAAGGUGGACCUUCAGGCGAAAUUAGAUUCUCUGGCAGAUGAGAUUAACUUCUUGAAGUAUCUUUUCGAAGUGGAACUGUCUGAGAUGCAGAAGACCGUUUCUGACACCUCUGUGGUUCUCUCCAUGGACAAUAACCGAAGACUGGACCUGGACAGCAUCAUUGAAGAGGUCAAAGCCCAAUAUGAGGAGAUUGCCAACAGGAGCCGGGUGGAGUCUGAGUCUUGGUACCGAUGCAAGUAUGAAGAGCUGCAGGCCACCGCAGGCAAACACGGAGACAGCCUUAAGGACACAAAGACCGAGAUCUCUGAGCUCAACCGCAUGAUCCAGAGGGUACGGGCUGAGAUUGAGAGCGUGAAGAAACAGUGUGAAACUCUGCAGAGCUCUAUCGCGGAUGCUGAGGAGCGCGGGGAGCUGGCCCUCAAGGAUGCCAGGGGCAAACUGGCCGAGCUGGAGGCAGCCCUGCAGAAAGCCAAGGCUGACCUGGCCCGGCAGCUCCGCGAGUACCAGGAGCUCAUGAACGUCAAGCUGGCCCUGGACAUCGAGAUCGCGACCUACAGGAAGCUGCUGGAGGGCGAGGAGUGCAGGAUGUCUGGAGAGUGUCAGAGCACCGUGAGCAUCUCCGUGGUGGGAGGAGGCAGCAGCUCUGCGGGAGGUGGAUACGCCAGUGGACUGUGCCUUGGAGGAGGACUCGGACUCGGAUUCGGUGCUGGAAGUGGGAAAGGCAGCUGUAACACAGGCGGUGCUGGUUUCUGCUACAGCCUAGGAGGGGGAGGAUUUGGGGCGGGGGGUGGGUUCGGCUCUGGAGGGGCAGGAUUGUGCUCUGUGGGUGGAGGGUCUAACUCAGUGGUGGUGGGGUCCGGUACCAUCCUGAAGAAGAACACCAAGUCUAUGUCUGCCAACUGGAAGGUCUAGGAGAGUGAGCUAUCUCCCCCAUCCCCAGCACCCAAAGGAGAAAGGAAGCAAAUUUCAUGAUGACCACCCCCACCCCCCCCCCCCCCCCCCCCCCCCCACUGCCAAGGUGGUGGCCAUCUAUUUCAUUUUAAAUUACCACCAUCCUUCAGCAACUGCAUGGAAAGGUAAAAUACAGCUAUAUUCACCAGAUAAUGACUGAGAUUUUCAGCAGUGUUUGAGAACAGCUCGCUUCCCCAGCGCUCCCCUCGAGAUGCUGCAAAGCUGCUGGUUAUCAGGGUGCUGAGCUCUCAUUUGGGAGCAGGACCUGCCCCUUCGCUGGAAAGCCCCAGACGUGGCUGGGAUAAGGCUAAAAACCA
Messenger RNA from Tyto alba (common barn owl), 2177 nucleotides. Its product is annotated as keratin, type II cytoskeletal 4-like. Gene Ontology annotation, molecular function: structural constituent of skin epidermis. Bases 70 to 1821 code for a protein of 583 amino acids. Gene Ontology annotation, cellular component: keratin filament. The transcript has 9 exons. The record is from RefSeq and is a predicted model, not a curated record. Lineage: Eukaryota; Metazoa; Chordata; Aves; Strigiformes; Tytonidae. Gene Ontology annotation, biological process: intermediate filament organization; keratinization.